UCUGCGUGCAAAUUAAACUGUAUCAAUUUUUCAUUUUUAAGGGGUGUAUUAUUAAUCAGGCAUUAAUAGAGAUUAGAUUAUUAGUCUAAUGCCAAGUGUUUAGAAAGCAAAGGCUAGGGACUCUUUCAAACUCUAGUUAAUUUUAGGCCUCACACUCAGGAGUGGUACUUUCCGAAUGAAGAGAAAACGCCGGAGAUUCCCAAUAAAAUUAGCCCUUUUCUUCCACCGCAGACAUUUCGCGCUCUUCCAAACUUGAUCCUCCCAGAAGAGUCCGCCGCUGUUGUCGUCGCCGCCGCCGCCGCCGUUACGAUGAACAAGGACGUGCUAACUGUGCUCGUCUUUCUCCUUGUCGUCGCCAUCGCACGGCACGCGACUGCGUCGGUGGAGUUGCGCGAGACAGCAUCGCGGCUCAGGGUGGGGUAUUACAACUCCACCUGCCCGAAGGCCGAGGAAAUCGUGCGCGAGGCAGUCACGGCCCGCCACGCCGUCGACCCCACCAUCGCUGCCGGCCUCAUCCGCCUCUAUUUCCACGAUUGCUUCGUCCGGGGAUGCGACGCCUCGAUCCUGCUGGACGAGACCCCCUCCGGCGACCCCGUCGAGAAGAGCUCCUCGGCGAACGGCUUCACCCUCCGCGGCCUCGACGUGAUCGACGCCGCGAAAUCUGCCCUCGAGUCCGCUUGCCCGGCCACCGUCUCCUGCGCCGACGUCCUCGCCUUCGCCGCCCGCGACGCCGCCGCGCUCGCCGGCCUCCGCCGCUACGCCGUCCCCGCCGGCCGCCGCGACGGGGUCGUCUCCCUCGCCUCCGACGUCCCCUCGGGGCUCCCGUCCCCCGCGUACUCCGUCGACAACAUGACGGCGCUGUUCGCGCGCAAGGGGUUCUCCCCGGCCGAGAUGGUGGUGCUCGCCGGGGCCCACUCCGUCGGCGGGGCCCACUGCGUCGCGUUCAGCAAUAGGCUGUACAACUUCUCCGCGACGGCGGAGCAGGAUCCGGCGAUGGACGCCACCUACGCCGCGCAUCUGCGCACGCUCUGCCCCCUCCCUGCCACCCUCGCCGACGUCGCAAAGCAACCGAAGGUGGACUUCGACCCGAGGACGGCGACGACGCUGGACACGUCGUACUACGUGGGGCUACAGACGGGGCGGGGACUGCUGGCGUCGGAUCAGGCGCUGAUGAGGGACCGGCGGGCGCGGGCGAUCGUCCAGCGGAUGGCGCAGGACCCACGCAAGUGGGCGAGGAAGUUCGCAAAGGCGAUGGUGAAGCUCGGCGAGGUCGAGGUGCUCGUCGGCGACAAGGAGGGCCAGAUCCGGACCGACUGCAGGUUCGUCAACGCGGACACGGAUAUCCCGUUCUUCGGCAUCAUCCCCGGCGGCAUCCUUUGACAGUAGUAAUGUAACACUACGUACACUUGUGAUUCUACUUCACUAACGUCCAAUUUUUUAGAUUUUCUUUUUUUAUUUUUUUGAGAAUUUUGAAGAAAAUGUAGCAUGCUAUCCGCUUUAUUCACUAGAGAAGUGAACUAAGCUAUAUGAAUAAGACAACGCAGGCCUCGAACGGGACGAAAAAAAAAUAUAGUAUAUUCUACUUCACUUCUUUCA
This is a messenger RNA of Ananas comosus (pineapple), 1596 nucleotides long. RefSeq names its product peroxidase 5-like. The transcript has 3 exons. Gene Ontology annotation, cellular component: plasmodesma; plant-type cell wall. Lineage: Eukaryota; Viridiplantae; Streptophyta; Magnoliopsida; Poales; Bromeliaceae. Gene Ontology annotation, biological process: response to oxidative stress; hydrogen peroxide catabolic process. The coding region runs from base 310 to 1380 and encodes 356 amino acids. Gene Ontology annotation, molecular function: peroxidase activity; heme binding. The record is from RefSeq and is a predicted model, not a curated record.